This is a messenger RNA of Dreissena polymorpha, 2989 nucleotides long. RefSeq lists its product as uncharacterized. The coding region runs from base 66 to 2768 and encodes 900 amino acids. The record is from RefSeq and is a predicted model, not a curated record. NCBI's taxonomy places the organism in Eukaryota, Metazoa, Mollusca, Bivalvia, Myida, Dreissenidae. The transcript is spliced from 3 exons.
AGUCAACUUCUUCAUUCACUCAACUGGACACGCUCAAUAUUAAAGUGAAUAAUGACAGUCCCGGUAUGUGGAACGCUCUCCGUGGUCUGAAUAUCAAGAGUCUGAGUUUGAAUGUUGCGUAUGGAGGUUUAAACGUAAAUUAUGCAGACUCGAUGUCCCAGUCACUUUCAUCGCUCACUCAUCUGGACACGCUCAAUAUUAAAGUGAAUAAUGACAGUCCCGGUCUGUGGGACGCUCUCCGUGGUCUGAAUAUCAAGAGUCUGAGUUUGAAUGUUGCGUAUGGAGGUUUAAACGUAAAUUAUGCAGACUCGAUGUCCCAGUCACUUUCAUCGCUCACUCAACUGGACACGCUCAAUAUUAAAGUGAAUAAUGACAGUCCCGGUCUGUGGGACGCUCUCCGUGGUCUGAAUAUCAAGAGUCUGAGUUUGAAUGUUGCGUAUGGAGGUUUCAACGUAAAUUAUGCAGACUCGAUGUCCCAGUCACUUUCAUCGCUCACUCAACUGGACACGCUCAAUAUUAAAGUGAAUAAUGACAUUCCCGGUCUGUGGGACGCUCUCCGUGGUCUGAAUAUCAAGAGUCUGAGUUUGAAUGUUGCGUAUGGAGGUUUAAACGUAAAUUAUGCAGACUCGAUGUCCCAGUCACUUUCAUCGCUCACUCAACUGGACACGCUCAAUAUUAAAGUGAAUAAUGACAGUCCCGGUCUGUGGGACGCUCUCCGUGGUCUGAAUAUCAAGAGUCUGAGUUUGAAUGUUGCGUAUGGAGGUUUAAACGUAAAUUAUGCAGAAUCGAUAUCCCAGUCACUUUCAUCGCUCACUCAUCUGGACACGCUAAGUAUUAAAGUGGAUGAUGACAGUCCCGGUCUGUGGAAGGCUCUCCAUGGUCUGAAUAUCAAGGGCGUGAGUCUGAGUGGUCAAUAUGGAGGUUUAAACGUAAAUUGUGCAGACUCGAUGUCCCAGUCCCUUUCAUCGCUCACUCAUCUGAACACGCUUAGUAUUGAAGCAAAAGAUUUCAGUUUCGGUCUGUGGGAGGCUAUCCGUGGUCUGAGUAUCAAGAGUCUGAAUCUGAGUGGUAGCUUUGGAUGGUUAAGGGAAAAACAAGCAGACUCGAUGUCCCAGUCACUUUCAUCACUAACUCAUCUGGUCACGCUUAGUAUUAAAGUGAAUAAUGACAGUCUCGGUCUGUGGAAGGCUCUCCAUGAGCUGAAUAUCAAGAGCCUGAAUGUUGGGUAUGGAGGUUUAAACGUAAAAUAUGCAGACUCGAUGUCUGAGUCACUUUCAUCGCUCACUCAACUGGACACGCUUAGUAUUGGAGUGGAUGAUUACAGUCCCUAUCUGUGGCAGGCUCUUUAUGGUCUGAAUAUCAAGAGUCUGAGUCUGAGUGGUCAGUUUGAAGGUUUUAGCGUAAAUUAUGCAGACUCGAUGUCCCAAUCACUUUCAUCACUCACACAUCUGGACACGCUUAGUAUUGGCGUGUAUGAUUACAGUCCCGUUCUGUGGGAGGUUCUCCGUGGUCUGAAUAUAAAGAGUCUGAGUCUGAGUGGUGGGUACAUGUAUAGAGAUUUAAAGGUAAAUUACACAGACUCGAUUUCCCAAUCACUUUCAUCGCUCACUCAUCUGGACACGCUUUGUAUUAAAGUGGAUGAUGACAGUCCCGGUCUGUGGGACGCUCUCCGUGGUCUGAAUAUCAAGAGUCUGAGUUUGAAUGUUGCGUAUGGAGGUUUAAACGUAAAUUAUGCAGACUCGAUGUCCCAGUCACUUUCAUCGCUCACUCAACUGGACACGCUCAAUAUUAAAGUGAAUAAUAACAGUCCCGGUCUGUGGAAGGCUCUCCGUGGUCUGAAUAUCAAGAGUCUGAGUCUGAGUGGUGGGUAUGGAGGUUUAAACAUAGAUUAUGCAGACUCGGUGUCCCUGUCCCUUUCAUCGCUUACUUAUCUGGACAAGCUUAGUAUUGAAGUGAAUCAUGACAGUCCCGGUCUGUGGGCGGCUAUCCGUGGUCUGAAUAUCAAGAGUCUGAGUCUGAGUGUUGAGUUUGUUGGUUUAAACAUAGAUUAUGCAGACUCGAUGUCCCUGUCCCUUUCAUCGCUCACUCAUCUGGACACGCUAAGCAUUUGCACGGAUGGUGAAAGUCCCGGUCUGUGGAAGGCUCUCCAUGGUCUGAAUAUUAAUAGUCUGAGUAUCAGUGACAGACUUUUUACUGUUUGUCAUGCAGAUUCGAUAGCACAGUCACUAUCAUCACUUAAACAGCUUGAAACGCUUUCUAUAUAUUUUUAUUCUAUAUAUUUCGACAUUAAGCUACCACAAUCAUUGAAGCAUUUAAAUAGCUACUGUAUGCAAUUGCUUCCAUCCGAAUUACGCGAACUUGUGGAUGCACUGUCUGCAUGUACUCAGACAAUUGAAAGUAACCUAGACUUUUGUUGUCCGUCUUUGGACGAUUCAACUUUAAAACGAAUUCCACCUGAGGAAUACAUUGUCGUCAAAAAGGAACUAGAGAUGAGGAAAAAUGUUGCAGUGAAGCGAUUCAGAAUAUUAGACCGGAUAAGUCAAACCGAAUCGGAUAUGUUUGAUCCUGAUGCCACAUCUGACUGGUCUGUACGUGACAUGUGUGGUGUCCAUGACGAUAAUCCGGAUGAUGAUACCGUUAAAGAUCAUGCAUAUAAAAUAUUCGUUAACAAUAUUAGUCAUAAAAUCAUUAAUCGAAUUUCAAUGCGUCUUCUGAUUACCCCAUCCUCAAACUCAUUAAUCGUAAAUAAAUUCGGCAGCAGCACCUGAUUAUAAUGAGUACAAUUGUAUUUAUAAAGUCUCGAACAUUUCAAAUAAGAAUGAUAUAUCCCUCUUGGAUAUCAUACGUAGACAGUAAGAAUUGUCAAACAUUAAUUUAACAAGUAUAAAUAAUGUUAAACAUUUUGUGACGUUUUAUUGGUGUGUAAAGGUUAAUGGAACAUGUUUGAUGAAUUACAUGCACUUUUUUUUAAGUAUAUGAGUUCCAAAAC